Symbiodinium natans is the source of this 2277-nucleotide messenger RNA. The record is from the annotation of a GenBank genome assembly. NCBI's taxonomy places the organism in Eukaryota, Dinophyceae, Suessiales, Symbiodiniaceae.
AUGCCUGGCCUGGUUACGCUCUCCUUGCUGACGCUGCCGCCCUUGCUGGCGGCCUCGCUUCCCCUGGCCGAAGAUGACGAGUGCGACGGUGGCAGCAGUGGCAUCAGCAACAACUCGGCGUGCUCCUUGCAGGCGUUGCAAAGACGCGCAGUGCAAGGUUCGGUAUGCACUGUGAGAUGCCGUGGGGCUAGCAAUUCACUUGACAUAUGGUUGAGUAUUGUUGAGCUUUGCAUUGACACCGCAGUGACCUGUUGUGUGCAUAUUCCCACAGGCGACUCUUCCGAAUCCAACAGCAGCUUCCGGUAUUGCCAUGAAAGCUGCUGGUUGGAGUAUGGCUUUGUGAAAGGCAUGGAUGCGAUGUGGCGAAACAAAGUUAGAGACUGCAGAUGCGACGUGCACAAAGGUUGGUACAUGUGGAUUUGUUGGAAGCGGCAUGGUCUCCGCAUCAAGCCUCAGUACGGCCACCAAUUCAAUUGUCAUGGCUUGAAAGGGCCAGCGCCUCCACCACCUCCACCUCCGCCUCCUCCCGAGUAUUCUUCGACUUUCCAUCCAGACUACCGGGUGACAAACCCGAAGUUGGUGAAUGCCAGCAGCGCGCCACUGAUGACAUUUCAUCUGUUUCGUGUUCAGAGUGAAGCCAACUACAGCUGUUGUGCAAAUGCGGACUUAACGACUGCUGGCGCGGCACUCUUCUACUUGCACAAUGAGAUUGUCUGGCAUGCCAAAUCCCGAUCUGGCACCUACUUUGCAGACCCGAAAACUCGCAUUCGCCGAUACAAAGUAUGGACACGAGCCACGCAACCACUUUUUGACCUCGGCAUGAACUUUUCGGUCAUGAACGAGUUCGACGUUACGGAGUGCACUGGCCCCUUCGAAUGCGAGAACUUCAAGCGUUUUGGCUACACUGUCGGCUGCGAGAAUUGGGUUGAAGGAUCACCUGCGAACUUCCCGCACCAGAAGUGGAACAAGCUAAACUUCUAUCCAAAUGCUGCAUGGUUCAGCUUGCCAGGACCUUGUCCCUUCGGCAAGCUGGGCAAGAAGAGUGCGAGCUGCGAGGCUAGCCAGCCUGGUGGCCAAUGUCCUGAAGGUAUGCUUCCAGAUGGAACAGGCGACUGCACCUUCCAAACGGAGUUUGCUGGAGAAAUUCGCAUCGAUGAGUUGGUCGGCAUCACACAGGAGACUGGUGACUACGCCCGUUUUAUCAAAGCCGGUGGACGCGAAUACGAUCCCCUCACUGACCAGGGUGUCCACCUGAACUUUUGGGAUGGACGGUUUGAUGCCAUGCUGUGUGAAUGGCGGACGCGGAAGCUCGAAGAUAUGUUUGAGAAGAAGUAUCCAGGUGAUCCAACCAUCGAAGCUCCCCAGUGCAUCUCGGUUGACGGUUGGGAGCUGAAAGGUCCUGAGCAGAAGACAACUGCAGUGAUUGUGCCUGAAGGGGACAGCGAAAACCCGUUGCGCACGCCAGAAAUCGAGGCAGAGAAUGUACAUAAAGUCUAUGACACGAUUGCCAGUCACUGGAAUCAUACGCGCUACAAAGCCUGGCCCAGAGUGGAGGCGUUCAUUCGUGGCUUGCCGCGGGGGUCGCUCGUUGCCGAUUUGGGAUGUGGCAAUGGCAAGAAUUUGCCGCAUGUGAAGGAAGCCGGGUGUUUUCCAGUGGCAAGCGACAUCAGUGGGCCUUUGGCAGAAAUUGCAGCCAAGGAGCAUGGUGUCUGCUGCAUGGUCUCCGACUGCCUGUGUGCGCCGUUGCGCAGUGGCAGCUUCGACGCGGUGCUUUCCAUUGCCGUGCUGCAUCAUUUAUCGACUGAACCUCGGCGAAUCCAGGCCCUGCGAGAAGCAGCGCGCUUGCUGAGACCAGAUGGUCAGCUCCUCGUUUACUGCUGGAGUUUUGAGCAGGAUAGUGAGCGCUCCCGAUCACGACAUCGGUUCGAAGCACAGGACGUACUCGUGCCAUGGAGCUUUAGAACGCCCGGUGUGAAGAAGGCAGUGGGAAGCACUUCGAAAGAAGGAGACAACGAAGCAGGUGAACGAGAGCAGAGCGAUUGGGCAGAGAAGCCGCCCGUGUGCCAAAGGUAUUGCCACGUGUACAGGGAGGGCGAGCUGCUGGAGCUGUUGGGUCACCUGCCCGAGUUGGAGGUACUGGACAGCUACUUCGACACUGGCAACUGGUGUGCAAUAGCAAGGAAAGUGGGCACACCUGUGUCUCCAAGCAUUGCAGCUUCAUGCCCGCUUGAAAAGAAAAGCCUCAGCAAAGAAAACUCCGAGCGCAAUGCAAGUUGA